Messenger RNA from Ilex paraguariensis (yerba mate), 1142 nucleotides. The record is from the annotation of a GenBank genome assembly. NCBI's taxonomy places the organism in Eukaryota, Viridiplantae, Streptophyta, Magnoliopsida, Aquifoliales, Aquifoliaceae.
AUGCUUGAUCCAAGACCUGAACUUGCCAACGACUAUGUCCACUUAUUUGAUCCCAACAGCCGUAUAAAUGAUAGUUAUGGCAGUUGGGGGGUUUUGAAUUAUAGUACCAGAGCCCGAAAAACUGCACAAAACUAUGAGAAUUACAGGAGUUGGAAUGGUGAUGGGGUUCAAUUUAGGCCUGAAAGUAUUGAAGAUGAGUCUGGUGUUUGUUCACCACCCUUGUGGAAGACUAGUCCUCCCACAAGUCCGGCUAGUCCACGGCAUCACCAGAACAAUUAUCGGUAUCUCUCUCCAACAUCAAGAACUCAGGCAAUAGCCAGAGGGCAGAGGGAGCUUAUGGAGAUGGUCAAGAGAAUGCCCGAAUCAUCGUAUGAGCUCUCCUUGAAAGAUCUUGUUGAGCAGCAGCCUAGAAUUGAAGCUCCAGAGGAAUGUUUGCUUCAAGAAAAAGAAUUUGAUGAUGAAGUUGUUCAUCAAAGGGUGAAGGUAAAGAGGCAAGAAAGUAAGAGAAAUGAAAAGAAAACAAAGAUGAUGAGAAAUGCAAGCUUUGAUCAUGGAGGAGGAUUGUUUCUUAAGAUGGUGUUUCCAAUUUCAUUUGGAUCAAAGAAGAAGAAAAAGAAUUCAUCAGUUACAAACACUUGUGCAAAAGUUUCUCCAAAGCCUGAGAAUUUUGAUAAGGCCUCAAAGGUUGCUGAGAAAGAUUGGUGGAAGAAAAGAUUUUCGGGUUCGAGUUCAAGUAGAACAAGUAGCAAUAGUGGCAGCAGUGGAAGCAGUGGAAGCAGCAGCAACAACAGGAAGAAGAGCGGUUUUUUGCCCGGUUGUUGGUCCUUCUUCUCCUUCAAGAAUAGAAAAUCAGGAAAGUAAACGGAGCCAACAUUUCUGAAUUGACAUUCUUGUGAAGAGGUUAUUAAUGUUUUCUGAAUACAGUAGAGUAUCAGAAAUUGUUACAGAAGGAUAUGGCAGUAUAGCUUAUGUAUAUUCUUAAAUAUUUUUGAAGAGUUGUCAAUUGCUUUUGUUGUUUUUAUUUCCGGAUUUCUUCUACCCCUUGUUUGCCAAGUGAUGAGAGUUGCUCUCAAUCCAAUAGGUGCUUCUGUUUGAGGAUUUGUAUGCAAGUUAUACGAUGAAUUGUAAUGUUUAACAAGAGA